GUUCAUUGCCCUUGUUCAAGCUGCAAUGGACGAGCAGUGGAUAGAGGUACCGAACUUAGGCAUUGGAAAGAAAGUCAAAUUGUUUCCAAAACUUGUUUUGCAUUGGAUGAGUUUCGUGAACCUUUACCACGACGUAGUUUCAAUCCCACUGAAAGUUGUCCCUCGGAUGGGGAAGAACAGAUGGAUGAAGAUAUUGAAGUUAUGCAAUACCACAGCAAUAAUGAAAGGGAUGAAGACGAAGACGGAAGCUGUGCAUGCUUGCCGAGAGCCGCAAGAACAGAGAAAAACGCCACUGGUAAAACUGAAGAAAAAGAUCCCAACCCAUUGAGGAAAUUAGUCGUUAAUGCCGUUCUAGACGCUCUCAGGAUUGUGAAGGGAAGUGGAUCUUCUUGCCAAACAUUUGAGGACAUCUUGAAUUGUGGUAAAACUCUUUUGCUAGCCAGCCAUAACAGUGACAAUAUAGAUCGCGAAAUUGUGCUAACCCUGUGGCCAAGAAACUGGAACUCAGUGCAGAAGCUGUUAAAAGAGGAAGGAUAUGAAGAUGCCAAAUUAUUUUAUGUUUGCUUUUGCUGGAAUGAGAAAGAACAAACAAGAAAUGGAAAAACUAGUAAAAAAAUUGUUUACACUGGAAAUUAUAGCAUUUUGGAGAAUAAGGAUGACUUGUGCAUUCAUUGUGGCAAAAAAGGUUAUCUAAAAUACUAUUACCUAGGCAUGAGCACAAAAGAGAAGAAUUGGUUCAAAAGUGUAGAUAUGUGCAGAAAAAUGUUGUCCCAUUGGAAUGCACGUGAUAGUUGGCUUGGUCGCCAAAGCAGCAAUCCAGAAAAAUGUGAAUUCUGGCAUGGUGAGCGAUGGGUUGAACUGCAAUGGUUCUGGGACCCUAAGAGCACCUGGACUUUGCCAACACUGUGUCCUCAUUGUAGCCUACCAGUUUCAUCAGAUAAGUAGCUCAAUUCUCCAAAUGGCAAAGAUGGGAGUAAAGAUGUGGAAUGCCCAAACUGCUUUGAAAAUUUUGAACACUUUAUUAAAGUCACCAGUGGAUCUCCUUUGAAUUUGGCACUGGUAGGCCACUGGGAUGGGUGGCAGCCGUUUGGAACUAGUUAUAGAGGCUGUGGAUCACUUGAAGUUAGCAUUGCUAACAUGACUAAGAAUGAUAGGAGCCAUGUAGAAGAAGUAUACAUUGUUGGUUUUGUUCCUUGCUCCCAGGUUCCUAACCUGCCUGAAGCUCUUGACCCAUUUCUACAGCCUCUACUGCAGGACAUAUCCACAGGUUUCAUUGAUGGUUUCAAGGUUUUCAGUUAUCCAAGGGAGAUAGAGAUAGAGGGCUAUCAAACUAGCGAAGAGGAGACAGUGCGUGUUUUACUUCUGUGUUGGACAGGGGAUCAUCCUGGACAAUGUGAGUGUGGCAAAUUCUUGAAUCAAGGAAAGUCUGGAUGUAGGAGAUGUAAAGUAGUUGGUAAACUACUGGAAAACAGCACAAACACACAUGUGUACUAUGGAGAAAACCGCUACCACUUUAGAUAUCCUUGGGAAGAGAGAUCUAUUGAAUCUUCUGUUGGUGACAUGUUUGACAAGAGAAACAAGAGUAAGUGUACGCAAAACGAUGUCAUCUACUAAAGGUUUUACUGGCACAAGUAUCCUUCAUAAAUACCUUUACCCUUUGUAUGGCUUUGACAUCCUAAAGCACCUGGUAUUUGAUGUUUUUCACACUAUCUGCCUCAAUGUUGUGAAAAAUCAGUUAGAGAGAAUUCUGGACAUGAAGCUCAUUGAUCCAUCAUAUUUAGAUUUCCUUGGACACAAGAUCUUAAAACUGGGAGAAUUCCACGAUCACUUGCACAUUGUAAAGGAACACAUGUAGGUCAGUGGAAAGCUGAAGGGCUGCAGAAGUUUUCCUUUCCUAUGGCUGACUGUAUAUUUAUGGGCAAACUGGAUGACAGGCAUGAAUUAGAAAUCCAAUCGCUUGCUUCAAGACUUACAGAACUCCACUUUUAUAGUGGCAGAAGGUUAUGGAAUGCUGACACGAUUGAAAUGCACAGACAGUUAGCAUGGCGGCUCAACAUUCAGAUUGAAGAAAUUCAGGGACUACACAUGUGUACAAUAUCAGUUCAUAAUUUGACUCACAUACAUGAAGACAUCAUUAACUUUUCUUCCCCAGACAAUUUCUGGUGUGCCGUUUAUGAGAGAGCUGUAAAGCAAUAUGUCAAAAAGUCACAUAACUGCAAAGGGAUUGAAGCAACUUUUGCUCAGUCAGAAUCCAGGCGAGAAUUCUUGAAGCCACUUCAAGCUGCUGAUCACAGAAAGGCCGGAAAAGUUGACAUGAUGACGGUAAUUCAUGCUUUUUUAAAUGUCAACAAAAAGGGGCUGUGCCCUGCCAUUUAAACAUCAAUUUAAUGUUUAUGUUACACACACAAAGAUGCAGGUAAUAGCUAGUCACUGACAAAAGACCUUUCUUCAAAAUUUUUCCACCCAUAGAAAUAAACAGGUCCGUAGAGGUCUCCAGAGGGAAAAGUGCUGAAAAAUAAAUCACACUGUUUUAGUGUUUUAAACUUUAUGUGCAUAUGUUGGCAAUUAACGCAAAUUUCCACCAUAUUUUUAGCUUGAAAUCCCUACCUUGUUUUGCUGAUUUCGUAGCACUGAAGUAGUCCCCUUAAGUCAUUACUUACCCAACUUAAAUGUUGCUGAGCCAUUCAUGGUAUUCCAAAUUUGAUUAACCUUUAACUCCCAGAAGUGAUCACAAUGUAACUUUUCCUUAAUAAUUAAGGAAAAUUAUUAUAAUAAUUAUUAUAUUAUAAAUACCUUCUUCUGCAAACAGGUGACGAGAGUCAGUAAACUUGUCAGCCAAAGAUGCCCCCCAAUUUUUUCAUCUAUAUGUAAAGCAAAAUGUGUAACAGCUAGAAAGGAGAAUUAGUAACCAGAUCUUGACUUAAAUGCUAAUGUACGCUGAAGAAGUAUAAAUUGAACAACCAGUUCUGUAAAGUUAAAGCAUUGGCAGAAGAGAUUUGAAAUUUUGUUAUAAACUAAAUACAUUUGACAUAGCAAAAUGCAUUUGUAAUUUAAUCUUGCUCUUGUUUAUUUCAUGACUGUGUAUGUGCUAAUUAUUAUGUUUUCAGGGAUUUGCCAGUUCAACUGAAAUUGCUCAAAUAGAGUCACAGAAGGAACCUCAAAAUCGAAGAUCAUUNUUUAUGAGAGAGCUGUAAAGCAAUAUGUCAAAAAGUCACAUAACUGCAAAGGGAUUGAAGCAACUUUUGCUCAGUCAGAAUCCAGGCGAGAAUUCUUGAAGCCACUUCAAGCUGCUGAUCACAGAAAGGCCGGAAAAGUUGACAUGAUGACGGUAAUUCAUGCUUUUUUAAAUGUCAACAAAAAGGGGCUGUGCCCUGCCAUUUAAACAUCAAUUUAAUGUUUAUGUUACACACACAAAGAUGCAGGUAAUAGCUAGUCACUGACAAAAGACCUUUCUUCAAAAUUUUUCCACCCAUAGAAAUAAACAGGUCCGUAGAGGUCUCCAGAGGGAAAAGUGCUGAAAAAUAAAUCACACUGUUUUAGUGUUUUAAACUUUAUGUGCAUAUGUUGGCAAUUAACGCAAAUUUCCACCAUAUUUUUAGCUUGAAAUCCCUACCUUGUUUUGCUGAUUUCGUAGCACUGAAGUAGUCCCCUUAAGUCAUUACUUACCCAACUUAAAUGUUGCUGAGCCAUUCAUGGUAUUCCAAAUUUGAUUAACCUUUAACUCCCAGAAGUGAUCACAAUGUAACUUUUCCUUAAUAAUUAAGGAAAAUUAUUAUAAUAAUUAUUAUAUUAUAAAUACCUUCUUCUGCAAACAGGUGACGAGAGUCAGUAAACUUGUCAGCCAAAGAUGCCCCCCAAUUUUUUCAUCUAUAUGUAAAGCAAAAUGUGUAACAGCUAGAAAGGAGAAUUAGUAACCAGAUCUUGACUUAAAUGCUAAUGUACGCUGAAGAAGUAUAAAUUGAACAACCAGUUCUGUAAAGUUAAAGCAUUGGCAGAAGAGAUUUGAAAUUUUGUUAUAAACUAAAUACAUUUGACAUAGCAAAAUGCAUUUGUAAUUUAAUCUUGCUCUUGUUUAUUUCAUGACUGUGUAUGUGCUAAUUAUUAUGUUUUCAGGGAUUUGCCAGUUCAACUGAAAUUGCUCAAAUAGAGUCACAGAAGGAACCUCAAAAUCGAAGAUCAUUUCUAUUGGGUGCAAUGUCAAAGGUCAAAUCACUGCCACAGAAUGAGAGAGUGAAAAUAGCAGACACAUUGGAUGUGUCUGUAAGUGAGGUGCCUGUAACUGGCUUUGUUUCAAGUAAAGCCUUCCUGUUGGAUGUGGGAUACCAGGGAUCAGUUCUCAACACUGGAGAGGCUGUUGUUGCAGACAUCAAUGGUCAUGAGACAGGGUUAUUGAUAUACAACUUUUUGUCUGUUAGAUGUGAAGAAAUAGUAUAUGCAACAUUGGAAAUUGGGCAGAGGUACCACCCUCUUACUGCAGAGGAUGGAAGUCAAGCAAGUGAUUUCUGGAGUGGAUUUAUUAAAGUUAAAGCCAAACCAAGUUCAGAGCAAUUUUUUCUUCCACUUGACUGUAUCAAGAGAAAGGUCAUACUCUACAAUUGUGAUGAUGGUGUAAUUUCUGUUGCUGACUACCAGAGACAAGCAAGACAGCUGCCUUACACUAUCAUUGUUCCAGUUUACAUUGAGUGUGGAGAUAUGUUGUUGAUUCAGGGGGAACUGUUGCACGAUGUUUGGUUUGGCCAUGCCCAAAGUGUUGAUCAGUGUGAAACGACAGUUGAUGUGUUUUUCUUCGUUGAAAGUAGCAGGCACAAGAAUCUCUAUGUAACGGAGACACAAGGGAGGCAUGGUAGAAACACUGUUUCUUGGCACUCUGUCAUUGGAAUUGCAAGUGGAAAGUGGAUUUCUCACUCACAGUGGAAAAAGGAUGAAUGA
Molecule: messenger RNA, 4929 nt
Organism: Porites evermanni
Lineage: Eukaryota; Metazoa; Cnidaria; Anthozoa; Scleractinia; Poritidae
Source: the annotation of a GenBank genome assembly